AUGGCUGAGUGGAGCUGGGUGGCCUACACAGUACUGGAAGUGCUGAUUGCUUUGGCCUGUUGCCUUGGCAAUGUGUUGGUUGUGUGUGCGGUGUGUAUUGGUAUCCGGGAUUCCCUCCGGGAGCCCACUUUCUGCUUCCUUGUUUCCCUGGCAGUGGCUGACUUCCUAGUGGGUGUGGCUGCUGUGCCUCUGGCUGUACUGUUGGAUGGCUGGGUGAGUGUGACCCCUGACCUGUGUCUACUUCUCAGCUGUGUCGUGCUCGUGCUGACCCAGGCCUCUGUGCUGUCACUGCUUGCUAUCGCUGUGGACCGAUACCUCCGGUUACACACACCGCUCAGAUACAAAGCUCUGGCCACACAGAGGCGUACAUGGAUGGCCUUGUCUGUGUGCUGGACACUUUCCUGUCUGCUGGGGUUCACCCCUCUGUUUGGCUGGCACAACCAGUCCUCUCUAGCAUCUGAUUCCACCAACACAUCCUCCUCCUCCUUCAUUUCUCCACCCUGCACCUUCCUCUCAGUUAUUUCCCUCCCAUUCAUGGUUUACUUUAACUUCUUGGGAUGUGUCAUGGCACCCCUGCUGGUCAUGACCCUCCUCUACACACGAAUCUUCUGGAGCCUGCAGGGCCGUCUAAAGGAGAGCUGUCCUCAAGCCCAGGCCUCUCUGCUCAGGGAGAAGAGGCUGGCCUGCUCCCUGGCUCUGGUUCUCAUUUUGUUUGCCGGCUGCUGGAUUCCUCUGCACCUGAUGAACUGCCUGCUGUUGUUUCAUGGUCCUCAAGCUGUCACACGAGGGACACUCUAUACAGGUAUUCUACUGUCUCAUGCCAACUCUGCAGUCAACCCUGUGGUCUACGCUUGUCGCAUCCCGAAGAUCCAACAGGCCUACAGUCAAAUAUGGAGGCAAUUCAUCGUGAGGCUUAACUGUUGCCAUGGAGACAAGCAAAUUUGCCAAUCAAUAGCAGGCAGCCAAGCCAAUGCCAGAGAGACGUGUGGAUAG
This is a messenger RNA of Anoplopoma fimbria (sablefish), 993 nucleotides long. Its product is annotated as adenosine receptor A1-like. Gene Ontology annotation, molecular function: G protein-coupled adenosine receptor activity. The record is from RefSeq and is a predicted model, not a curated record. The transcript has 3 exons. Gene Ontology annotation, cellular component: dendrite; synapse; membrane. Gene Ontology annotation, biological process: G protein-coupled adenosine receptor signaling pathway. The coding region runs from base 1 to 993 and encodes 330 amino acids. Lineage: Eukaryota; Metazoa; Chordata; Actinopteri; Perciformes; Anoplopomatidae.